AUGGAAUGUUCAGAUAUAAUCGCUGAAAAUGGCUUGUCUAACGACCAAUGGCAAAUGCUUGACAAAAAUUGGGGAUCCGUAGCCCAGAGCUUGCGCAAGCUUAACCUCUUACAAGGCUACCAUGGGCCAUACGAACAUUGUCAUAACCCUCCAAGUCAUAUCCAAAGCCACGGACGACGGUUUUUUUUCGACAACGACAAUAUCAAUCUUCUUGAAAUCAGAUACGGCUCAAUUCCAGAUCAGUAUUCAGGAAAGCCUUGUAUUUGGUUUAUACUGAGACAUGAACAGGAUCUUGACGGUCAAAUCAGUACAAGGGCUCAGUUACAAAUCUGGCUUGAUAUAUUGGAAAAUAUAGAUGACAAACCAACCUGGGUGCCCAUCGGAAGAAACUCUCCAGAUGAUAUCGUUAACAAUGCUACUCGCCAUGGACCGAAUACAUAUGUGCUAGCCGCCAAGAUUUUUGAUCCCAAUGAGUGGCCAUACAUUGAAGCAAAAAUUCGAGGGUCCGCGAGAGGUGAACCAUUUUCAGUUCAUAUCUAUAACAGCCAAAUGCAUAUCAAGUACACACCUGGUGGCAUCUGGGUGGUGGAAGGUAUCCUAGUCUGA
This is a messenger RNA of Talaromyces marneffei, 606 nucleotides long. RefSeq lists its product as uncharacterized. The coding region runs from base 1 to 606 and encodes 201 amino acids. The record is from RefSeq and is a predicted model, not a curated record. The transcript has a single exon. NCBI's taxonomy places the organism in Eukaryota, Fungi, Ascomycota, Eurotiomycetes, Eurotiales, Trichocomaceae.